Molecule: messenger RNA, 995 nt
Organism: Aplosporella prunicola CBS 121167
Lineage: Eukaryota; Fungi; Ascomycota; Dothideomycetes; Botryosphaeriales; Aplosporellaceae
Exons: 1
Coding region: 250-537 (95 amino acids)
Source: RefSeq, a predicted model, not a curated record
CCACCUACCGCCCUUUGCACUUUCACUUUUCAAAGCUGAUUAUUAUCAGAAGACGGCGGAGAGGGAGGGCUAUUAUUCAGUCUGGUAGCAUCUCGUUAUGCCAAAGCAAACACUUCUCUCCAAAAAGCACCACCAACCAGAUAAAACGAUAAAAUAAAAUAAAAAUAUAGCCCCACACAAUCUAAUCCAUCCAUCCGUCUGUCCAUCUGCCCGUCUGGUAUACCGUAUUCAUCCCACAGUCUGCCCACCAUGCCUCUUCAAGCACCAGCGCCUCCAACAGAACUGAACCGAAGUGAGCCGAAACCGCACCCAUCUCCUGCCCUAACCCACUCCAGGCCAUAUCAGCAGGCACCACAACCACCCACCCCCACUCACACCCACAACCACAACCACACACACGCUCACGCGCGCGCGCAAACAAACAAACAAGCAAGCACACCACGCACCAGCAAAGCAAGAGUGAGACUGACUGACUUAGUGACCGACCAACCAACCAACCAAUCGACUAAUAGGGUAACUAAGUGCGCAAGAGAGUAAAUUAAGUAAAGCCAAGCCAAGCCAAGCCAAGUAAAGAAAGAAGAAAAAGAAAAGAAAAAGAGAAGAAACAGCAGUCUUCAUAAGGACGCAAGGCCCGAAAAUAGAAAGAAAAAGAAACCGCCCCCUACCAAAACCAGCAGCAGAAAAGAAGAAAAAGAAAAGAAAAGAGAAGAAGAGUCGCUCCACACCGCUAGCAUGUAUGUGUCCCGUACCCCGUUGUAAAACGCGCGUGCUCGUGAGCCCGCUUCUUCAUGUCAUCAAGUCAUGCCGUCGUUCGUCCGUUCGUCCGUUCGUUUCAGUUCAUGAUGGAAGUCAAUGUAAAGCCAACGCAAAGAAAAGCAAAGCAAAGAAAAGCCGAAGCAAUCAGUCAAUCAAUCAGCCAUGGAAGAAGUCCUGGCUGGUACUCCUUGCCGUGCCGCCCCCUUUCCUUCCUUCCGCCAUCGCCAUCGCCGUCCGCC